This is a messenger RNA of Patiria miniata (bat star), 7704 nucleotides long. RefSeq lists its product as uncharacterized. Gene Ontology annotation, molecular function: protein binding; serine-type endopeptidase activity. Lineage: Eukaryota; Metazoa; Echinodermata; Asteroidea; Valvatida; Asterinidae. The record is from RefSeq and is a predicted model, not a curated record. Gene Ontology annotation, biological process: proteolysis. The coding region runs from base 2783 to 5680 and encodes 965 amino acids. The transcript has 16 exons.
AAAAGCCGCGUCGCCCCACCACUUUUGGGACAAGCUCCAUACCAGAAACCGGAGACUUUUUUUUGGCCUCAUGAAAUGUCUUUGUGUAUGAUUUAUAACCUAUAUGCAGCUACCUGUCCUGCAGCCUCUUGUUGCAGAUAGAUGUAAAUAUACAUUAUUGUCUUUGUAAAUUUGACAAUUGUUUUCUACACUAACAUGUACGCAUUUUGUUUGAUUAUUUUGGUUCACAAAAGUUAGUUAAUAUUCUUUUUAGAAUUGACAAAACAAAUUACCUUGUUGUUUUUGUUGGUUUUGCUUUUUAGUUACAUUAUCAUUCAGCUAUGUUUUGCAGUUUUUCUUUCCAUGUCAUUUAUUUUUAAAAUUUUAUUUGAUAGAUUUCAGUUAGCCUAUAAUUUUCAUUUUAAUAAUUUCCUCACCUCAAUUUGAUGAUGCUUAAAAGUUUGUGUAUGUUUAUGUUACUUUUGCACAAUGAGGACAACCAAUUCUUCAUAUUUUACAAAGAGUGUGUAAAUAAUGUACUAACCAUGCUGUUUGGAAUUUCACUCCAAAACUUUUAUUUUAAUUGCUACCAAUAUAAAGAUGAUUCCUUUAUGAAUGAGACACCAAACGGAAAAAUCCACCGUUUAGUUAUUGAAUUAUUUCUGUAUAAAAUUCGACUUAUUUGUGGCCCCACAAUAACUCGGCUCGCACAGGGCGGGUUCGUUUUUGCCCUAGUCAGAGGGUUGCAGACGCCCAAAAUCGGGAAAAGAAAUUGUUUCGUUAAACAAAAUAUACAAAUUGAUACUUCGGUACUGAGGAGAACAUAUUGUUUUCUUUAAGCACAGGGGCUACCUAUCUUAAAGUAUCGAACUGUACAUACAUAUCCUUUUUAGUUCGCUGCAUGCACUGAAAUAAAUAGAUACUGUGAAAAUACUCCGCGAGUGGGGGAUUCAAAUCUGUCAAAUUUGUUGUUGUCGCGAGGAUUUCCAUUCAAUCGAAUAUUAUAGCAUGUUCUUCAUAUUUUUGGUUUCGAUCUUUCUGUUGCGAGUUUGUCCGGAUCGUAGUUUGCAUCAACGGAUUUACGUGAUAGGGGGUUUAACUACCACCCACCCCCAAUUUGGGCUGCAAAAACUGGGGAAAAUCCUGCAGGAAAACCUAGCAAAUGUCUACUAUACCCCGUCUUGGUAGCUACGCCCCCCCUUUGACUUAUACCAAGAUCCGCCCCUGGUUUGGGCAAACCAGGCCUAGUGCAGUCACGAUCAUCAUCAUGGAAUAUGACGCCGCGUUGCUCUUGAUCCCCGGCCAUAAACUAGAUCGGUGAUUUGCGGUCUCGCGUCGCCCGUCUAAGGUAAUCAACCACCGUCAUUAUCGAUCAUUAUGGCCCAGAAGAUGGAGCAAAUUACCCGGAAUUUAUCACGGCAGCUCCGCCGCGACAAGCACCGCGUUGCUGACUUCCCGUUAGUCCCAAAUCCUCCAAAUCUCUGUCUCGGGUUGUUGGAUUGAUGGUUUCAAAUGCUUUUCGAAUAUCAAACAGAAUUUGGGUAUUGACUGUCCUGAAUUCCUGUCUUUGUCACUCUGUCUUCGUGGCUUCCAAAUUCCGUCUGAUUUGGAGGCUUUAAUUUAUGGUUUAAACGAGCUUCAAUGACCAAGCUGAGGUCUGGAGUCGAAUAUCGUAUAUGCUUGAACAUUGUAUAAAUAAAAUGGACUCGACAAUCAUGAAUGACGAUAAAACUGGAACUCAUUUUUUUUGGAAUCUGUUUCUUUUUAAGUUUCAUUUCUUAAAAUCUUUAGUUUCAGAUAGCCUUUUCUUGUUCGAACUUGGAAAAACACGUCACAUUUUAAAAAAUUCUUAAUUUUAGAACCAGUGAAUUCUUUUUUUGAUUUGGUGAAAACGAAAGGGAUUUUGGUUGUUAUUUCUGUUGUUCACAUCGCAUAUCCCAUGUUUUCCAGCUUUUUUGAGUCCCAAAUCCAAGAGAUCUAUAACUCGUUACCAGUGUCACCCCAAACUCUCAUGCUUGUACAGGCGCGCGAAGCCACUAGCAAACAAUCUCAGAACAUGUGACCGAUGUCUCAAAAUAGCCUCGUGUCAAAUCUGAAGGAAGGGUGACAGACAAGUAAGAAAACAGAAGUGCCUAGAAGUGUUCAUGUUUGUUCGACAUGUUACAGAAAACAGCUAAGCAUAAACAAAACGGUGCGGAUGUUUGAAACUUUUUUCUGGAAAAAGGGUUUAGCACAAUGCGUACGGCAUUUCAAAGAAAUUGGUCAUGGAAGCUAACUGACAGGUUGAAUGUGUCUGGUCGCGAAAAUGUAUUGUCUCUAACGCCACAUUCUACAAAGAAAAAACCGUCUAAUAAAAUUUACAAAAAGUUUGGUACAUAUGGCACAAAAGAAGCAAAAGAAAUAGAAAUCAACACAUGAAUAAUAGGAGGUCACCGGAAAGGUCAAGAAAUUGCAAUGAAAUCGGCUUCUAACGAAUAUAAUCACAUUAGGCCUUGAUGUUCAUCUAGGCCUACUCGUGGGUGCAUAUCAAUCGGCCUCGUGAAACACGAUACCGCGGCGAAUCGCUAAGGACCAGACAACACGAGUCGCUCUGACGCGCUGAUCGAAGUCCGACCGUUCCAUGAAGGGAACAGGGAAAGUCACCGGUAUACGGUGAGGAUGCUAAACGGCGCUCACUUGUCAGCGCGUUCUUGCUCCGCACGGUCGUGAUGUUGCGUGGAGUUGCCUUCCUGGCGAGUUUACCGCGCGCUCCGAGGCACCUGUGAGUGAGCCCCACCUGUCACGCUGUUUUGAUUGGAACAGAAUGGAAACCACCACAGAUUGCUCGGACUUGCACGGGUCUGAUGAAGAUGACUCGGUGCCCAGGCUUGGUGGUAGCGGUACCAAGGACUCCGCUUCGGAAUUAGCGAGAAAGUUGCUGGAAGAACGGGCCGCGCACUGCUGCAGUUGUGAUUUAGUCGCAAAGAAACCAUACCCUGGAGGGAGGGGUGGGCGUGACAAGGCGGACACUCGUGGGCGGACGGAUCAAGAGGAGUUACUGAUGCCAGGCGUGAUGGGAGACAGGGCACCGACCACCCGUGGGCGGAUGGGUUCUGGACAGGAGCUAGAGGAGGAUUCCUCCACGGAGUCUAGAGACACAGUGAGUGAGACGCACCCGUACCACGUACACAUCGUCGAGCGAUGCCCAAACGGUGACCCCGUGGUGACCUUUGUGCCGGAACCGGAAGCCAACGGCAAAGGUCACUUCAUCCGGCUUCCGGUCGUGGUCUCCAAGUAUUGGGGACCGGACAGUUACCGGGCGAAGAAGCCUGGAAGAUGCGUUGCUAAGGCAAUCGUCUCCUUGGGAACGCUCCUGCUUGUAGCAGUCAUCUGUUUCUUAGCGGGUUAUUUCGCAGUCGAUUUUCCAAGCGAAGAAUCGUCGACUGCGUACAGCAAAGGCCCAGUCAGGGUAGAAAUGGAGUCCUCGUUACGUCAGCAUUACGUCACUUCCUACAACGAUCGGAACUCCCAGCGGUACCAAGAUUUUUCCAGAAAUUUUACGAAAGCGGUAGACGAUGUAUUCGGGAAGAGCCCAUUACAAGAUGAGUACUCUCACUGCACGGUUGACAGACUAAGGCGUGGCAGUGUCAUCGUUGAAUUUACCGUCCAGCUGAACGGUCCCCCGACGUCUGACCACGCUGAGAAAAGCCCAUCUGGGGACGUGGAGUUGGCAACCAGACGAGCUAUAGUGGGGAUCCUCAGAGAUGCGGUGACGUCGGGUCAAUUGGCGUCGCUAAAUGUUGACAGCGACUCCAUAAAGGUUAUCAGAGUAGUCUUUGGUCAAUCUCCGGCAUCCACUUCAGUGCCUAGAACGUUAUGGCCGGAAUGGGCCUCCGAACUUAAAACAGAACCAGUAGUCUUUGGUCAAUCUCCGGCAUCCACUUCAAUGCCUAGAACGUUAUGGCCGGAAUGGGCCUCCGUACUUAAAACAGAACCAGGUCUGGUCAACCAGCGUGGCUGUGGUACACGGGCAGUGGACAAACCCUCCCUUACUCGUAUCCUAGGAGGGACAGAUGCCUUGCCUGGUCGCUGGCCAUGGCUAGGCUCCAUUAAGUAUCAACUUGGGGACGAGUUGGCUCAUCGAUGUGCUGCGUCCCUACUGAAUCCUGAAUGGGCCAUCACGGCAGCUCAUUGCGUUGAUGGUGGUGUUGGUGAUAUAUUAGACCACAUCAUCUUCGGUGACAACGACUUGGACGGUACUUCCUCAUCCCGUCAGAAAGUCGACGUGGAACGGAUGAUCGUACAUCCAGGAUUCAGCAUCAGUCGACAUGACAACGAUAUAGCUUUACUCAAACUCAGACAGCGAGUACGGUUUGACGAGAACGUCUCGCCAGUGUGCGUGGAGACGGAACCAUACGAAGUCGAGCGAUAUCGGGAGUGUUACAUCGCCGGAUGGGGACACACCCAAGAAUCCGGCAAUAUUUCCAGGAUCUUGCAAGAAGCUGAGAUCCCCCUGGUCGGCAAGCCGUUGUGCUUCGAGCAGUUUCGUGACGAGGUCUGGGAGACAUUCAGUCCCAUCACGGACAACAUGAUCUGUGCUGGGAAGGUAACGGGCGGGAUCGACUCGUGUCAGAGUGACAGUGGCGGUCCGUUAAUGUGCCAGGGCGUCGAUGGAUCCUGGCGCAUCGUGGGACUUACAAGCUUCGGUUACGGCUGUGGUAGACCCAAUUACUCUGGCGUCUACACACGAGUGUCCAGAUACUGGGAGUAUGUGACGUCGGUUGUACAAGGAGAGCCUACUAUCACAUGUGAAGAGCUGACGUACCCAACCUGCCUUAAUCGUCUACCCUACACCAAAGUUUUCCCCAACUCCCAAGAUGAUCUCUCCUUGUUAUUCACCCUCCUCCCAAAUGCCACCGACCACGCCCACCCUACCAACCAAUCUUCACUGGUAACCACCUCUACACCUUCACGCGAGUUAAUGGAGACGCUGGUAUGCCUGACAGCGUUUCCUAGCUGUGAGACUAGCGGGGAGCCAUCACUGGUACCCUGCAGGAGGUUUUGCCAGAGCACAUUGGAUAUACAGUUUGCCAUAUCAGCUCGUUGUGAGAAGUACCCGGAUGGCGCUACCAGGGAUACUGUGUAUUGUAGAAAAGGUAUCAACGCCGAUUGUGGACCUACCCAACUCUACCCGUCGUCCUCAAACCAUAGCGUCAUCACAUCACCAUAUUUACCCGGACUUCCGUACCGUACCGUGGGCUGCACGUGGUGGGUCUCCGCGCCGCCCUGCACGGUACUCGUCUUCAAGUUUACACGCUUCAGUUUCCCGCCCACGGGACGGGGUAAGAUCGUCACAAUCGGCUCAGGAAACGAUGCUCAAAACAGAACUAGCACCCUCCAUAAAUUCUUUGGUCCCGCCACCCCUGCUCCCCUGGUCGUUCCAUCCACCCAGGCCUGGCUUUCCUUCGCCAGUGUCGCAGAUCUCUUCAAUGAACCAGUAAAAGAUUCCUACUUUACCGUCGAGGUUCAUGUUGCUGACGUCCGCGAACAAGAUCUUGCGGGCGAUGUUUGCCUAUUGGGUUUGGGAGACUGUACGGAGAAUCAGUCUUGUUUCCCCGAUUGGUGGCGCUGUGACGGCUUAACAGACUGUUCUGAUGGCGAAGACGAGGCUAACUGCCCAAGCACGUACAGUCCUAACACGACAUAUACGACUGUUCCAUAAAAACAAUUGCUGUAUACCGGUUGAAAAAAAAAACAUUUUAAAAAGUAUAAGUACUAACACAUGUUUCUUUUAUAUGUAAAUCAACUAUUUAUCAAACAUGUAAAAUGAGUACAAUUGCUCAGACUUUUCCUUAAAAAUGAGCAUGCAAUGACAUUUACAGUUUCAUUUUUAAAGUCCGCAAAUAUCGCUCAUUAAUGUUAAGUUUCAUUUCAUCUCUGCAACUUUAAGCUAAUUUUUAAAAACUGUACUACUUUAUGCCGGUUCUUGACAUUCUUUAUUAGCAGUUCAUUUGUGCGCUAUUCCGUAACUCACGCGCUUAUUAUAUUCUGUUCUUGAGGGGACUGAGUCUUUAGCAGAUCGCGCGAAUUUUGUUUUAUGUAAAAUUGUAAUUACAAUAUUUGUAAAAUAAAAAUCAAUGUUAUAUCUAUGUAAAUUAAUACUUAUCCCUAUACAUAGUUUUAUAAUGAAUACUGGGUUUAUGAAAAGACGUUUCAAUAUUGGUGUUGUUGACUUUAACGAUAACGAUAGAAUUUAUUAUAAUUUUUACUGAUGCCAUUGACUAAAAGGUAAACAAAAAUAGUCUUUUGCACGAAGUAGCAAGUUAAUAAAUGUGCCGCUUGUUAAGUGUCGUAUUUGUGAGGUGAUGCAUGGUAGUGGUGGAAUGUUUACAUACCACCGAAUGUAUGUAUGUUAUUUCAUGUAAUCUGCGGUAGCCUUCGCCACCAUGUGGUAAAAGUGUUCAUUUUAUACUAACAAUUUUAGUACAUAUUCAAUUGAUAGAUAUUUCUUUCUCUUAAUGAUAGAUCAAAGGAAUAAAUUGAGACGUUAUAAUAGAUAACAUUUAAUUUAAAAAAAAAACGUAAUACAAACUACACAGCGUUACUAAAAUAAUAUACGAAUCUCAUUGAAGGUUACACAAGCAGGUUAUUUAAGUUUAGUCUACGUAACAGACCUACAGGACUUGGCUCCGUGGAUAACGGGUGAUACUCAGACUAAUUUAAGUUUUCGUUCUUUUAUUUUCUUCAAUUUUCGUUACCUCACACGAUGACAUCACUACCGAAAUUUCCAGUCUGUAAAUAUAUGAUCAAUCAUUUACGGACGGCCAUGAGUCAUCCCAGAUACCCCUAUCAUUUAACAACACCUGUUGCUUGUUAAAUAGCUCCAAACAACCUGUGGGACUAUUAUCGAUAAUUUGCAUAAUUUAUUUCUUUGAUACACCAUCGUGGGAAACGACACUGGUUCCAUGCGCAGAAAAGAUAAUUUGAAUUGAUAUCGUCUGCAUUUGUAUUAAGUGGAACAAUAUUAUGCCAUAUUCUGUGAAUCUCAUCUGCUAAAUUGUCGACCGUUUGGAAUAAGUGGGAAAUGCUUGAAGGUUAAACUCGCAUUUUCUAGAUUGGGCCGAAUUUAACUCUUCAAAGUAUGGCCAAAAAUGGAAUUCAAGGUCUAACGAUGUUCAGUUUCUAAGUUUUUUCCAGUUCGAGCAGUUUGUUCUUUGAAACGUAAUGUGUUUUUAAUAAGGUUGUUAUAAAGUCACCAGAAUCCGGUAAAAUGUAGACUAGCAAACAAUUCACAGAAUGGAUUUCUAGCAGUAAAAUAUGUAUGUUAUACUGUCGACUUUUAUACCAAUUGUAUCUACAUGUACAUGUAACUAGUAACAACAAGUGGAUCUCAAUAUGACUCUGUCCUACACGUAAAAUGUUCCCCGUUUUGUCAUCCAUUAUCAUGUAUAAAUUAUUCCAUAUGCUGUAAAUACACCGCCCAUGGUACGUGUACUUAUGCUGGGAGCAACCAUGUGGAAAAUAAAACAAAAGCUCAUAAUACUAUGGACCAGCUGCCGCUGCCACAAUGGAUCCUAUACAUAUGCAAAUGAGGGCGCGUGUGCUGACGUCGUUGAAUUUCAACGCGGUAUUAUUGGUAUUAAUUUACGAUACUUAUGCUGGUCUGUGUUGGUCUAUCCUACGGCAGUUUCGUGUCUGUUAAAUUUACUACUGACUGCAUUCAAAUUUGUCUCUGUUUCACCGAAA